CUCUCCAUCCCGAACAAGCAACUCGACAGCACCCACAAUGAACCCCUCCCGCCCUCUGCAGCGAGUAAGUCGCAUACUCAGCCGCCCGUCGACCAUCCGGGGGGUAUCGCGGAGCUUCACCAGCUCCAUCCCGUCGCUAUCAUCACCACCAUCAUCAACCGGCCGACCUACGCGGGGAUGGACGCCCACGCCAUUUGUUACAGAGACAGUAGGCGGAGGCUGGCACACCUACGACAUCUUCUCCCGCCUCCUAAAAGAGCGCAUAAUCUGCCUAAACGGCGAAGUCGACGAAACGAUGUCCGCGUCCAUCGUAGCGCAACUCCUCUUUCUGGAAGCCGAUAACCCGCAGAAGCCCAUUCACCUAUACAUCAACUCUCCGGGAGGCUCGGUCACAGCAGGCCUAGCAAUCUACGACACAAUGACCUACAUCGCCAGCCCCGUCUCAACAAUCUGCGUAGGCCAAGCAGCAUCAAUGGGCUCGCUGCUACUGUGCGGUGGGCACCCUGGCAAAAGAUACUGCCUGCCACACUCAUCGAUCAUGAUCCACCAGCCCUCGGGCGGGUACUUCGGACAGGCCAGCGACAUCGCCAUCCACGCCAAGGAGAUCCUGCGCGUGCGCAGCCAGCUGAAUAAGAUCUAUCAGCGCCAUCUGACGGGGAAGAAGGUUCUGUCGCUGGAUGAGAUUGAGAAGCUCAUGGAGCGGGAUUAUUUUAUGGGGGCUCACGAGGCGCUCGAGAUGGGCAUUGUCGAUGAGAUCUUGGAUCGGAGGGUUGGUGCCGCUCCGGAGGCGGGGUCCAAGGGUGAUAAUAAUGAGGGGGUCGAUGGCGAUGGUCAGGGGGAGCAGUAGAUUUCGUCGGAUGGUGCUUGGGGUCGGGGAGGUUGAUGCUCUACAUACAUACCCUUGUUUGUUUUCUUUGCUGGUUCUUGUCUUGUGGAUGUACGUUUAUGUGAUGCUAUGAGAUGAUUUUGUAUUG
This is a messenger RNA of Aspergillus homomorphus CBS 101889, 974 nucleotides long. Its product is annotated as ATP-dependent Clp protease proteolytic subunit. The coding region runs from base 38 to 847 and encodes 269 amino acids. Lineage: Eukaryota; Fungi; Ascomycota; Eurotiomycetes; Eurotiales; Aspergillaceae. The record is from RefSeq and is a predicted model, not a curated record. Gene Ontology annotation, molecular function: ATP-dependent peptidase activity; ATPase binding; serine-type endopeptidase activity. The transcript has 4 exons. Gene Ontology annotation, cellular component: endopeptidase Clp complex. Gene Ontology annotation, biological process: protein quality control for misfolded or incompletely synthesized proteins.